Molecule: messenger RNA, 733 nt
Organism: Boleophthalmus pectinirostris (great blue-spotted mudskipper)
Lineage: Eukaryota; Metazoa; Chordata; Actinopteri; Gobiiformes; Gobiidae
Exons: 4
Coding region: 38-733 (231 amino acids)
Source: RefSeq, a predicted model, not a curated record
UGUUUUUUUAUUUGAGACAAAACCUACACGAUUAAACAUGGAGUUACAUCUCAAGUCUGUCCUCUUACUCACGGUGAUCUCUUUGAGUUUUUCUGAAGUGAGAGUUAACCUAACAGCUGUUGUGGGAUCAUCUAUAACAUUUCCAGACCCAGUCAAGGAAAGAGGAUUUUUUUCAUUUGCUUCUGUUUACAAUGAAGUCUUUGAGAUUGAAGAAGACAUUUACACAAACAGACUUCACUGGAACAGCAGCACUGGACGCUUCACUCUCUCAGAUCUACUGAAAAGUGACUCUGGAGUUUACACCAUCGAUUCUAAAAAAGGAAAUGUGUUUUAUAAAUAUUAUGAAUUGAAAGUAUAUGAGCCACUGUCACUUCCUCUAGUGUCCCGUAUGAACAUGAGCGCUGACAGCUGCACUCUUCAGUGUUCAGUGAAUCUCACAGAGCAGACCACACUGAGCUGGUUCAGAGGAGAGCAGCGUGUGGACAGCAGCAGCUCUUCAGUGCUGCCACUCACUGUCCAACUGUGGGAAAACACCUCAGAGCACAAAUGUGUGGCUCAAAACCCCGCUGUUUGCACACACAAGACACAGUCUACUGGCAGAAGCUAUCGAGAGUGUUGGGUGCUCCUGAUUCAUCUGACAGUCUUUGGACUUGGGCUGGCAAUUUUCACUGCAGUGCUUCACAUGAGGGCUGAAAGAAAGAGAAGGUCAACUGAGACAAGUGAACCAAAUUAG